AUGAGACUCCUCGAUGUCUUCAAAGGACUCGUUCCUACCAUCAUUUUCCAACUCUACGGAUCUGUAUCAGCUACCAAUUCGACUCUGCCCCGCACGUAUGGCAUUGUGCUCUUCCGCAUGUUUGACGUGCUGGAUGUUCACGGCCCCAUAGAGAUUCUUCAGUUCUUAAGCGGGAUCUACAAGAUCGAUAUCGCCUUGAUUGCUGAGACCAUGGAUGCGGUCACCUCAGAACCAUCGCUGGCCGCGAUGAACCCAUUCAACUCUUCCGUCUACCCUGUGCUUCCCCCAACACACACAUUCGAAACGGCGCCAGAGCUAGAUGUUUUGAUCCUUGCUGGCGGCCCUGGCUGGCGCAACCCUACGCUGAAUGCUACCUUGGACUAUAUUGCAAGGACAGCACCCAACGUCAAACAGGUUCUUACGAUCUGCACUGGCUCGGCUCUGGCUGCAAGGGCCGGUAUAAUGAAAGGCAGGAAGGCAACUACCAACAAGACGUCUUGGCCUAAUGCCGUGAAGGCAGGUCUCAACACGACUUGGGUGCCUCGUGCGCGCUGGGUUGAGGACGAGUCCACCUUCCCUCCCAUAUGGAGCUCUUCAGGAGUGGUGGCGGGCAUCGAUCUCAUGCUGCACUGGGUUGGGCAGACUUAUAGCGAAGAGAACGCAACAUUCAUCGCAAAUAUUCUGGAGCACCAAAGAAUCAUGGAUCCGAGCUUUGAUCCUUUCGCUAGGAACGAGACAGAGGUUGGUCAAAACACCCCUUGA
Molecule: messenger RNA, 762 nt
Organism: Boeremia exigua
Lineage: Eukaryota; Fungi; Ascomycota; Dothideomycetes; Pleosporales; Didymellaceae
Product: class I glutamine amidotransferase-like protein
Exons: 2
Coding region: 1-762 (253 amino acids)
Source: RefSeq, a predicted model, not a curated record